GCGGAAGGAACGCUCGGUAAAAGGGCAGUUACUGCCAGUAACCUCGCGAGAGUCGGCGCGGGCGGGGGGGGGACUGAGCAGGCGCUAUGGCUGCGGCGGCGGCAGCGACGGUUGGGAACGGAGCCGUCACCCCAGCGACCGGCGGCUCCUUCGCCGGCUCCUAUCGGCCCUUUGAGCCCCAGGCGCUGGGGCUGAGCCCGAACUGGCGCCUGACGAGCUUCUCGGACAUGAAGGGAUGAGGCUGCAAGGUCCCCCAGGAGGCGCUGCUCACGCUCCUGGCGGGACUGACGCGGCCGGAGGAGCGGCCCCCACGGGCCCCCGGCCUAGGCCUCGGCUUCGGGGACAGCGCGGCGGACGAGGCUGCUGGCCCGGCCGCUCAGGAGCCCGGGCCGGAGCCCGGGCCCUUCCUGCCGGCCGCGCCGGGCGCCAGCCCCGGCCCCCCCACCCUGGGCAUCGGCAUGGACUCGUGCGUGAUCCCCUUGAGACACGGGGGGCUCUCGCUCGUGCAGACCACCGACUUCUUUUACCCUUUAGUGGAAGAUCCCUACAUGAUGGGGCGGAUCGCCUGUGCCAACGUGCUGAGCGAUCUUUAUGCCAUGGGCAUUACCGAGUGUGAUAAUAUGCUGAUGUUACUCAGUGUCAGCCAAAAGAUGAAUGAGGAAGAGAAAGAAAAAAUUAUGCCUCUUAUGAUCAAAGGCUUUAGGGAUGCGGCUGAGGAAGGAGGAACGUCAGUGACAGGGGGGCAGACGGUGAUAAACCCCUGGAUCAUAAUUGGAGGGGUUGCUACUGUGGUCUGCCAACCUAAUGAGUUCAUCAUGCCAGAUAGUGCGGUUCCUGGCGACGUGCUGGUGUUGACCAAACCUUUGGGCACUCAGGUGGCGGUCAAUGCCCACCAGUGGCUGGAUAAUCCAGAGAGGUGGAAUAAGAUAAAGUUGGUGGUAACCAGAGAAGAUGUAGAAUUGGCCUAUCAGGAAGCUAUGUUUAGUAUGGCCAUGCUGAAUAGAACUGCAGCUGGAUUGAUGCACACUUUUAAUGCACAUGCUGCCACGGAUGUCACUGGCUUUGGUAUCUUGGGACAUGCUCAGAACCUGGCAAGGCAACAAAGAAGUCAAGUAUCCUUUGUCAUUCAUAAUCUACCCAUCAUCGCUAAGAUGGCUGCUAUUAGUAAGGCCAGUGGGCGUUUUGGUCUUCUCCAGGGAACAUCUGCAGAAACCUCUGGUGGUUUACUGAUUUGUUUGCCCCGAGAGCAUGCAGCUCGCUUCUGUGCUGAAAUUAAGUCUCCUAAAUAUGGGGAGGGUCACCAAGCAUGGAUUAUUGGCAUUGUGGAAAAAGGAAACCAGACAGCCCGCAUCAUCGACAAACCAGGGAUUAUCGAAGUUACACCACGUGGAGCCACUGUACCUCUUCAUCCCAAUAAUUCCCAUGCUAGCCUUGAGCCUGGUUCAUGAGAUGGCAAAGCAGCAUGUAUUUGGACCUUAUAGACUUUUGGACGCAAUCAUGGAUCGUUUUUACAGGACUACUUAUUGUUUUGGAGAAGGGGAAAUUUCCAAAGAAACUUGUUGAAUGGUAAAGUUGCCCUCUUUGGGUGACUUUCUUUAAUGAGCCAGUUAAGGAAAACAGCUGCUUUUGUGCUUAUUUCAAUGUCAUAAAUUAUAUUUUAGAUGUUUUCUACUUUCUGGAUGGGUUUGGUGUUCUCUUCUAUAGGAGGGAAGCAGAAUAAUUUUAUUUCCCCUUCCAGCAGCAAGAUGAAGCUGUUAAAAGUUUGAGGCUUUUUCUUGAACUAUGUGAUUAGAGAGAUUGCUUGGUUGAUUAUAUUCAUACAUAGGAAAUUAGAUUAUUUAUUGAAGGUGAAAGACACAUUGAAAAGAACUUAGAUCAUAAGCAAAUAAGCCUGAAACAAAAACUUUCAAACUUGUAAUAGUAGGAUGGUAUUAUCUGGAAUUAUUUAUUGGAUUUUUUUUUCCCCGAAGUGUUGACUCUUCCCCACCCUGGCCAAGAAGUGAGCAGCUUGUCCAAAGGUUGGGAAGUAAUCACCUGAAGCCAUUCUGCUAACCUUGCCUAGUCUCUAUUUAUGAUGCUUCUCCCAUAAAACCCUAGUAAAGGGCUGGAAGAGGCUGAGCAAAAUCUGAGAGCCUAGGCCUUGGUGUCUCUAAAAUGUAUCAUCUUAAGUUGUCAAUUCCUGAUCACUCAACUAAUAAAAGUUAAUUUUUAGAUCUCAAUAAAUAAACAAUUAAAAAAAUAAAAUCUAGAUUAACUGUAUUCUUAGCAUUCCUCUUAUCUAUCAGUGUAGCAACACUAUCAAAAAAAGAAAAGCGGUAGUCUGGCAUGACCUGUUCCUUGAUGCCAUGCUGGUUUGCUAUGAGCACCGCAGCCUUAUCUAGAUAUUCAUGAAUGAUUUAUUUUUAAUGCGUUUUAUUAUUUUGAUAGGCAUCAAAGUUAAUCUAUAGCCUACAUAAUUACUUUUGUUUGGGGCACUUCUAUUCUGGAAAGAGUUCUAGACAUAAGAGACCUGGUUUCAAGUCCUUCCUCUCUAUAGUUAUGUGAUCAUGGGCAACUCAUGUAAUCUGUCUGAACUUGUUUCCUCUCACUAACAUAUACUUCUGUUUACCUUCUGUUAUGCGGUACAAAUGAAAUAAUGCAUGUAAAGUGCUUUACAGAUCUUAAAAGAAGUAAUUAUUUGAAAUAAUCGCUGACAGUGGUUUAACAAUCAUAUCCUCUAACUCUUUGAAGUGAAGUACCCUGGAAAGUAGUUCAUGUGGGCUUAUGGGCGUAGUCACUUGAAUUUAUUCAGUCCUGAGUUCUCAAUAUAUUCUUGCUUAUGUUUCUAUUAUCUGUUACUCACUUUUGUUCUGUACCUUCCAGUCCAAAGACUAUUCCAUUUGGAAGAGAAAUAAAGAAUCAAAUGAGA
Phascolarctos cinereus (koala) is the source of this 2908-nucleotide messenger RNA. It is a transcript of the gene SEPHS2, whose product is annotated as selenophosphate synthetase 2. Gene Ontology annotation, cellular component: cytoplasm. Gene Ontology annotation, molecular function: selenide, water dikinase activity; ATP binding. Gene Ontology annotation, biological process: L-selenocysteine biosynthetic process. The record is from RefSeq and is a predicted model, not a curated record. NCBI's taxonomy places the organism in Eukaryota, Metazoa, Chordata, Mammalia, Diprotodontia, Phascolarctidae.